AUGAAGAAAGAAACAAUCUCUAUUAAACACCUGCAAACUUCUCUUGCAAGUGGCUACCCUUCCCUACCUCCAGCUUGUCUCUACACCAUACAAACAACAGAAGCAGAGCUUGACGGGCUUCUCAAAACCCUCAGACGACCCCAGCAGCAGCAGCAGCAGCAGCAGCAGCAGCAACAGCAGCAACAGCAGCAACAGCAGCAGCAGCAGCAGGAGAAACAGAGGCAUCAUGAUGGUUCUUUCUGUGGUCUUUCUGGAGCUGAUAAUACCCCAAGAAGCUCCUCACUUCAAGAGCAGCAAAACCAGGCCCCUGAUGCUGCAUGCAGCCCCCCUCUAACAAUGCAUGCAUGCAUCGUUAUCUCUCGCUGGACCCCAUACAGCAGCAUUGCUCCUCAGGGAGAAGACCAUCGGAGGAGGCCUCAGAGGAAUACUUCUCCUUCAGGGGGGCCCCCCUUCGUCUCUGGCUCCACAGGGAUAACAGCUGGGGGCCCCUCUUCAGGGGGACCCCCCUUUGGGGGCCCCUCUUCUGAAGGCCCCCCCUUUGGGGGCCCCUCUUCUGGGGGCCCCUUCUCUGGAGGAGCCCGCUUUGGGGGCCCCACCUCUGGGGGCCCCUCCUCUGGGGGACCCCGCUUUGGGGGCCCCCCGUUUGGGGGCCCCCCACCUGGGGGCCCCUCCUCUGGAGGCCCCUCCUCUGGGGGACCCCCGUUUGGGGGCCCUUCUUCUAGGGGCCCCUUGUUUGGGGGCCCCCCCUCUGGGGGCCCCCCGUCUGAAGACCGCUCUGGGUUGAGCCCCACGGAGUUAGAGAGCUUUCAGCGUUAUGAGCAAAUACUGCGGGAUAUAGAGAAGCGAAACGAAGCAGCAGCAGCAGCAGCAGCAGCAGCGAGGAAGGAGAGCAGCAGCAGCUACGAUAAGGGCCUGCAGCAAACAGAUGAGGGGCCCCCCACAGAGACAGAUAAUAACGGACCCUUAGCUCCUACUGCUUUAGGUAUAAUAAUGCAGCAUUUACCUUCUCUGGAUCCAGCAGAGUUUUUGCUGCUGUACUCGCGCAUGCAGCAGCACCUGCAGUCUGCUGCAGCUGCUGCCUCUUCACCUCUUGCCCCUGCUGCUUCGCUGCCUGUACACCGCAGCAGCGCCUCAGGCUUCGCUGCUUUCGAUGAGCUUCUGCUUAAAAAAAUGAAGACAUUGACGCUCAAAUCAAAGCCAGAAACCAACACAUCCAGCAGCAGCAGCAGCAGCAACAGCAGCAGCAGCAGCAGCAGCAGCAGCAGAGGGGAAUGUGAGUGCGGUGUUGUUAGCGUUGAUAGGGAAGGUGUUGAUGGGUGGGGUUGCUGGUGUUUAAAUAAAGAGAAUUGGGGGUCUUAUGAUUUAAUCGGUAAUGAGAAGGGCCCCCGAUAUUUUCUACGACGCUCUUUAUCUGAGGUGUAUGCACAGGGUUUGCUGCUAGAUAGCUCUUCGUGGUAUGAGAUGACAGUAUAUCCAAUUGCAGCAUAUAUGGCUGCUGCUUUGCAUGCACAUAGUGAGCUGCAGAGACACCUGGAGGCGGUAGGCUUACAGCAGCCUUCUUUCCCUCAGCUUAGGCGCAGCAUCAAACAAUACGCGGCUCCUGCUGCUCCUGCUGCUCCUGCUGCUGCUCCUGCUCCUGCUGCUGCUGCUGCUGCUGCGCUGCGGCCGCUGGUAGCAGUAGACGGGUGCUGCGGUGCUGGGGGUGAUGUUCUUCAGCUGUCUAGACACUUUGAUAUUGUAUUUGGCGUAGAUAAAGAUAUGCUGAAGAUUUCUUUAUGCAGACAUAACUCUCUGCUGCUAUCAAAGACAGACCCAGCAGCAGCAGCACCCGUCGUGCUGCUGCACCAGACACUGCAACAGCUGCAGCAACUCAGAUCAGCUUGGAGCGUGCGAGACCAGCACCACCAGCAGCAUGAAAAGCAGCAGCAGCAGCAGCAGCAGCAGCAGCAGCAGCAAGAUGAAGCUAUGACCUUAGGGGCUAUCCUGCGGAAGCAGCGGGCCCUGAAUGCGGAGUUCAAUCGGCAGCUGCAAACAGACAACUGGAGGGAGUGCGAGGGAGGACAAGGCGAAGCAGCAGCAGCAGCAGCAGCAGCAGCGCCUGCUGCAGCAGCAGCAGCAGCAGGAACAGCAGCAGCAGCAGCGCCUGCUGGGCUUCAAGGAAGCAGCACCAACAACCAGGGGCCCCCCAUUGACAGAGAUGAUAGAGAUGAAUUAUGUCUAUGCAUUCCCUUCAGUACGAUGUGCUGCCGCUACUGCGCCAAGAAGACUCCUGCUGCUGCUUCUGCUGCUGUUGCUGCUACAGCUACUGCUGCUGCAGGUGCUUCUGUUGGUGUUGCUGCUCCUCUUUCACCCUCUCUAGCACCUGCAACAGCACCGCAGCGCUCAGCUGCAUCCCCAGUCGCCCAAGGGGCCCCGGAGGCCCCCCAGUGUGGGGGCCCCAUUGGGGGGCCCCCCCAUUGUGGGGGCCCUAUGGGGGGGCCCCCCCAGUGUGGGGGCCCCAUGGGGGGGGCCCCCCAGUGUGGGGGCCCCACGGGGGGGGCCCCCCGGUUAGGGGGCCCCCCUUUGGAGUGUGUAGAAGUGAAUGAAGAUGAGUUUUUACCGAUAGAUUGGGUUUAUAUGUCUCCGCCUUGGGGGGGAGAGGGUUAUGCAGGGCACCGAGACUUCUUAAGAGAUCGCUACUUUGUCUCUGAUAAGAAAGAUAUUUUUCAGCUUGUUUUAGCUGCUGCGAGGUGA
Messenger RNA from Eimeria acervulina, 2733 nucleotides. RefSeq lists its product as hypothetical. Gene Ontology annotation, molecular function: RNA cap trimethylguanosine synthase activity. The record is from RefSeq and is a predicted model, not a curated record. The transcript has a single exon. The coding region runs from base 1 to 2733 and encodes 910 amino acids. Gene Ontology annotation, biological process: 7-methylguanosine RNA capping; 7-methylguanosine cap hypermethylation. Gene Ontology annotation, cellular component: nucleus. Lineage: Eukaryota; Apicomplexa; Conoidasida; Eucoccidiorida; Eimeriidae.